Molecule: messenger RNA, 3571 nt
Organism: Branchiostoma belcheri (Belcher's lancelet)
Lineage: Eukaryota; Metazoa; Chordata; Leptocardii; Amphioxiformes; Branchiostomatidae
Product: protein NLRC3-like
Exons: 8
Coding region: 75-3506 (1143 amino acids)
Molecular function (GO): protein binding
Source: RefSeq, a predicted model, not a curated record
UGAGUAGAGAACAGUACGACCUGUUGUUUCCUGUCAGUGGUCACGUGAGCCCGGGGUCUUUGGACAUCGCCGUUAUGUUCCUGCUGAUUCGCUACUUGUGCCGGACAAGGUCCAUCGCGUGGGAGGGCUGGGACGUCUACCCCUCUCCCGCCCAGAAAACUCCAGUCCACGACAUCGUCCGCGUCCAUCGUAUCUACCAAGACCUGGUCGUCAAGGCAACCACGGCCGUGACGUCAGACAGUUUCGUCACCAUGUGGGAGGAACUGUCGUCUGCGAUCCUGAGACUGGGCGGGCUGAGAGACCGGGUGGAGCGGUGGAGGGAGGACGUACCGUCAACGGAACAGCCCACCAGGGAACGAGAAACUGACUCGACCUCAGAUUCGCCAGAGGGUGCGAGCGCGCCCGCCCAUUGGUCAGCUGAUUAUCCUUCUGAAGUUCAAGGACUGCCAAGGUCAUUCAGCUGCGAGUCAGACGCCAGUUCGGAAGGCAGCGCGCUGUGCUCACAGGAACUUGAGGCGCCACCUAGCGAGUCAACAACCCCCAAGCAGGCACAGCCAGCCGGUGCCGCAGCGCCUCCUAGUGGAGUGCAGCAGUACUACCUAAGCAACGUGCAGAACGUGCAGAUCGGCAUGCAGACCCAGAUGAGCAUCGCGUCAGAAGGGUCCCAGGGCAGAACUUCGUCCGAAAUAGCCGCAGAGGAUCAUUUAGAGCUGGUCCUGACGUCCUGCCGGUCGGUUCUCCGUACGGAGUACAGGCGGAACCUGAGCCGGAUCCAGCCCCUGCCGUGGAACAAAAGCUUCUGUGUGCCGAUAGAUGACGUGUACACUAACCUGGACCUUCUGGAGGAGACGAUGGAGGGGUUCAAGGUUAACCGUGUGAGUCUUCGGUCCAUGGAAGACAUCUUCAGACCAAGAAGGAAACUAGGAAAACGCCGGCCGUUACGGAUCGUGAUGCAGGGACAUGCAGGCGUGGGGAAGACGACGUCAUUGAUCAAACUGGCCGUGGAUUGGUCAACGGACAAGGUCCUAUCAUUGAAAAGGAUCAAUCUCGUUUUCGUGCUAAGGCUGCGUCUGAUUGGUCAGGAAAUGGGUAUCAUCGACGCCAUCUUUGACCAGCUGAUGCCAAAGGGUUUUCCCUUCACAAGGGAAGACUUAGCGAAGUGUCUGCAAGAAAAGCAAGACGAAGUACUGAUCCUACUAGACGGGUACGACGAGUUCGACUCGGCAAGGUGUCCUGAAAUCUCAGAGCUGUUGAGGGGAAGGAUGUAUCCACGAGCGGUCGUGGUGACGACGACACGCCCAUCGAAGAUCGACGAGGUCCAGCCCGUGGCAGACACGGUGGUUGAGAUCACCGGGUUCUCGCCUGACAACGUCAGACAAUAUCUCCAGCGACACUUCCAGGGUCAGAAGGACAAGGUUGACGAUCUUCUGCAGCAUCUAGAGCCGCAUAUCGCCAACAGAGGCAUCGCCACCAUUCCCAUGUUCACCAUGCUCAUCAGCGUUCUGUAUGAAGACAAACCUGACAUUGUCCUGCCUGCAACAAUCACAGGGUUGUACAAAGAACUCAUGAGCUGCAUCAUCAAGCGGUACCACGUCAAACAUGGCGAAGGAGAAGGAAGUGGAGACAUCACCAGCUUACUUGAGACAGUGAGCAAGGUCGCCUUCGAGUGUCUGCUAUCUGACCAAGUGUCUUUCGGAGAGGCCGAUCUACUCGGUAAGAUCAAUGACCAACGGGUGGCAGAACUUGGUGUCUUCACGUAUGACGAUAAACAUGCGCAUAGCAAGGUCAACGGAGGUCGCCAUCUGACGUUUUCACACAAGACCAUUCAGGAGUAUUUGGCUGGUUGCCACUUUGCCAACGUACUCACAACGUCGAAAAAGGAGACGAGAAAGUACUUGACGAGCAUCGACACACUACAGCGAGCGUCCGAUUUAAAGUACGUGAUCUUGUUCGCUUGUGGCUCAUCAGAGCGAGCGGCGACGGCUUUGAUCGAGCAUCUCCUCCGUAUCUGGAAGAACGCCUCCGGAGAAACUAAGAACCAGAAGCAUCAAGACUUCGUCAAGCUCGCCCUGCAGUGUCUGUACGAGAGCGCGGCAAAAGACAAGAUACAGCUCCCCGUUUUCGAGCUGUUUCCCUCGGGGAAGGUCGAAUUCUACGACGUGAGCGCGGACGUGGUGAAGUACCUCGCCUACUACCUGCAACACUUGAAACAAGUGGAGGCAGUCACCGAGGUGAGUCUGGCAGACGUACGGGGCACGUCGCUCGGAGACGCCGACGACCUCGGGACAGCGCUCCUCCGCCUGAACGUCAUGCAAACACUUCGCAUAUCGAGAAGCCCGCACUUCAACAUAAAGCCGAUCAUCGAAAAACUCGAGAAAAUAACUUCGCUCCAGCAUUUGCAUCUCUGUGGAAUGGACCUGAGACAAGAGGGUAGUACGUUAGCUGUAGCGCUGAAGAGAAUGCACAGAGCAAAAAGAACACUACGAACACUUCGCGUGGCGGACAACAACUUUUCAAAAGAAGCGUCAGAGUCACUGUUGGCGGCGAUUGGGAAACUGACCUCCUUAACAGAUGUAGACGUAUCUGUCAACGACCUUGGGGAUACACUUGAGACGCUGAGUGCCAGUCUUCAGCAUCUGGGUGAGCUUCGAACCCUGAACCUUCGAGAGUCCGACCUGACACAGAAAGCGUGCGUUGCGCUUGGAAACGCGUUCAGGACGUGUCCGUUAGGUCAGUUAGAAGAGUGCAAUCUGGAAGGGAAUCAAGUAGAUGACCGAGCAAGCGUGCAGGUGCUGCUGGAAGGAUUGGGCUCGUUGGCAAAUCUACGCAACCUCAACCUGAAAGGAUGCCGGAUAGGUCCUGAUGGGGCUGUGACUUUGUCGGGAAGCCUACAAACACUUCCUCACCUGAGAGUCGUGAAUCUAGAAGGGAACGGUCUUGACCUCCGUGCGGCAAAGAGCCUGUUCACGUCGCUGCACCACUGUCCUGAGUUAGAAGCAGUCGACUUGAACACCAACUUCCUCGGGAGCCAGGGUGUUGCAGAGUUCGCGGCGAACUUUGAGAGGGCCGGAAGUCUGACGAGUCUCAACCUGUCUCACAACGUGGUGGGAGACGAGGGGGUGGAAGCGGUUUCGAGACAGGCCCACCAUCUGCCGCACCUGCAGUACCUGGAGCUGAGUGACAACCCUGUGACGAACGACGGUUUCGGGGCAUUCUUUAAGAAUCUGCCUAAGAUUGCGGAACUGAAGGAGCUGGACAUCUCCGGUCCGUACGGCGGUAAACUCUCCGUGACUGACGACUGUGUGGACCAGCUAUCGGAGGCGUUGUCCCGGGUUCCAAACUUAGAGGUGUUACAUCUACGACGCGUUGCCAUGACAACUGAUGGGUUUGACACUUUCAUGGAUGCAGCUGAGAAUCAUGGGAAAUUGACAACCGUAUCAUACAGGAGAGAGAAUCUGCCGGCUCUGUCAGCCUACAGUGACUCCAGACUGUUGGUGCUCUGGUAACCAGGGCGUUCUACCACUGCGAUUCACAUGUACAAAAUGUAUCUCUACAUGUACAUAUUUGAAUG